AACAUUACUCCAUUCAUCAUCUCUGAAUGAUGCUCUGUCUAGACAUGCACCAAAUACCAACAUGUCCUUGUUGGUAGUAUGCAUCAAUCUCGCCGUCUACAACGACAUGACGACAGGCUGAUCAUUCAUUUCGACUACGACUGCUUUUACGCUUCCGUUGUCGAGAAUGAGGAUCCAGCCCUGAAGAGUGUUCCUCUAGCAAUCCAACAGAAACAGAUUGUCGUCACCUGCAACUAUGAAGCGCGAAGACGUGGCUUGCACAAGUUGCAGCUCAUCACCGAAGCCAAAAGAAUAUGCCCAGAGGCGGUCAUCAUUUUAGGUGAGGACUUGACCAGAUUUCGCAAUGCCUCCAAGGAUCUUUACAAGUAUUUGCAAUCUUCUGUUUGGAGCGGUCGUGCCGAGCGACUAGGCUUUGAUGAAGUGUGGCUCGACUGUACGGAUAUGGUGGACUACAACAUGGGUUUGUUGAAUCAGAAUGAUCUGACCCAUUCGUUCUUCUGCCUGAGCAAGGAGGAUCCGACGAUCGGUUUCGAAUACGAUGCUUCCAAGAUCUAUGGGCCCUCUUAUCCGAGCAAACCACUUCCUGUGGAGCUUCUGAACGAGCAGGACCAGCAUCUUCAUCGGCGACUAUGUCUUGGAUCGCAUCUUGCACGGCACCUGCGACAGGAAUUAGAGGAGCAAAAGGGUUACACCGCGACGGUUGGUAUUGCCACGAACAAGGUCCUCUCCAAGUUAGUGGGCAAUGUCAAUAAGCCCAAAAAUCAGACGACUUUGCUCCCUCCAUACUUGCCCAUAGGUUCACCGGACAAUUCUAUCAACCAUUUCCUAGACAGCCACGACAUCGGCAAAGUCCCUGGCAUUGGAUUCAAGUUGUCCCACAAAGUCCGGUCUCAUGUUCUACAACGUCCACCCGAAUAUGACCAUGGCCUGGUCUACGGGGGCACCAAAGAAUCGGUCAAAGUCCUGGAUGUCCGAUCCUACCCCAACAUGGGCCCAGACCUUCUGGAACAAAUCCUGGGAGGCCCUGGUUCCGUACGGGGGAUUGGCGGGAAAGUGUGGGAGUUGAUCCACGGCAUCGACGACACUGAGGUGGGCAAAGUCAAGCGCGUGCCGUCACAGAUUAGUCAAGAGGAUUCGUACAUGAAGUACUUGGACACUUUCGACAAAGUCAAGAAGCAGUUGCAACUGCUGAGCGAAAGACUGAUUCGCCGAAUGCACAUGGAUCUCCUGGAAGAAGAUGAUGACGAUGGUGAUGAAGGAGUCACAGAGGCUCCAGAAGCCAGACGCCAACUCCGAUGGAUGGCGCAUCCUCGAACCCUACGGUUGACCACAAGACCGCGCCCACCUCCAGGGCCAGACGGGAUAAGACCGAGGACAUUCCAACGCAUAUCUCGAUCAGGACCGAUGCCCCAGUACGUCUUCAAUCUGACCGAGUCGCCCAAGAUUCUUGGGGAGAAACUGGUUGAAGAUACACUGGUACCCAUGUUCCGCAAAUUGCACCACGAAACAGCGGGAUGGAACCUCAGCUUGAUCAACGUUGCAGCUACUAAUAUGGCCGAAACGGCAGCCGAGAGCAAGGACAGCGAGGGGCGGGACAUUGCCAAGAUGUUCCGAUACCAAGACGCCGUGCUCAAGGAUUUCAAGGUCUUGGAGGAGGAGGAGGAGAAAGACAAGGAGGACAUGCACACAGGUCCGGUGGUAGUGGCAUCGAAGAAGGAUAACCUAGCGAACCCAAAGCCAGUCAGGCGUGAUUCCCCCUUUAGCGUUGAGGAAGACGGGUGGGAGUCAGAGGACAGCGCCACUCAAAUGGUUGAGCGUUGUGGGUUUUGCCAUUCGAAUGUACCUGUUUUUGCAUUGGAGGCGCAUCAAAGAUAUCAUGAACUAAAUUAGAGUGAAUGCCACCAUGAC
Messenger RNA from Exophiala mesophila, 1908 nucleotides. RefSeq lists its product as uncharacterized. Gene Ontology annotation, biological process: translesion synthesis. The transcript is spliced from 2 exons. The record is from RefSeq and is a predicted model, not a curated record. Lineage: Eukaryota; Fungi; Ascomycota; Eurotiomycetes; Chaetothyriales; Herpotrichiellaceae. Gene Ontology annotation, molecular function: DNA-directed DNA polymerase activity; damaged DNA binding. The coding region runs from base 79 to 1890 and encodes 603 amino acids.